Molecule: messenger RNA, 2665 nt
Organism: Anolis sagrei ordinatus
Lineage: Eukaryota; Metazoa; Chordata; Lepidosauria; Squamata; Anolidae
Source: RefSeq, a predicted model, not a curated record
AAUGUUUCUCGCCUUCAUCUUUGAUCUUUUACUUCUUUCUUAACCAGGGAAAUGAGGAUUCUAUGGAGCCACCCCUUGGAUGCAGCAAUGAAAUCAAUAAUAUAAGAAGAAGAACUUCUCUCUUGGUGAUGGACUUGCUGAAAUCUUGACCUCGCAUACAGACAAGGAAGGAAAAAAGAAGACUGAAGCUUCUGUAUUGCAAUCAAACACCAAUAUCAUGGCUGUCAUGAAGGAGAAAGCAUUUAUAUGCCUGGAGUGUGGGAAAAGUUUCACUUGGAGUGGUGAUCUGAAGCGACAUCAAAGGACUCACACGGGGGAAAAACCCUAUACAUGCCUGGAGUGUGGAAAGAGCUUCACUCAUAGUGGAAAUCUACGUUCACAUCAAAGGACUCACACGGGGGAGACACCAUAUACAUGCCUGGAGUGUGGAAAGAGCUUCACUCACAGUGGUAGUCUAUGUUUACAUCAAAGGACUCACACUGGGGAGAAACCCUAUACAUGCCCUGAGUGUGGAAAGAGCUUCACUCAUAGUUCAGCUCUACGUUCACAUGAAAGGACUCACACUGGGGAGAAACCGUAUACAUGCCCAGAGUGUGGAAAGAGCUUCAGUCAUACUACAGGUCUACGUUUACAUCUAAGGAUUCACACUGGGGAGAAACCGUAUACAUGCCCAGAGUGUGGAAAGAGCUUCGCUCAUACUUCACAUCUAUAUCAACAUCAAAGGACUCACACGGGGGAGAAACCCUAUACAUGCCUGGAGUGUGGAAAGAGUUUCACUGAGAGUGGAAGUCUACGUACACAUCAAAGGAUUCACACUGGGGAGAAACCCUAUACAUGCCUGGAGUGUGGACAGAGCUUCAUUCAUUGUUCAGGUCUACGUUCACACCAAAGCACUCACAGUGGGGACAAACCCUAUACAUGCCUGGACUGUGGGCAGAGCUUUACUACAAAUGGAAAUCUACAUUCACAUCAAAGGAUUCACACUGGGGAGAAACCCUAUAAAUGCCUGGACUGUGGGCAGAGCUUCACUACGAGUGGAAGUCUACGUUCACAUCAAUGGAUUCACACUGGGGAGAAACCCUAUACAUGCCUGGACUGUGGGCAGAGCUUCACUACGAAUGGAAAUCUACAUUCACAUCAAAGGAUUCACACUGGGGAGAAACCCCAUACAUGCCUGGAGUGUGGGCAGGGCUUCACUACGAGUGGAAGCCUACAUUCACAUCAAUGGAUUCACACUGGGGAGAAACCCCAUACAUGCCUGGAGUGUGGGCAGGGCUUCACUACGAGUGGAAGUCUACGUUCCCAUCAAAGGAUUCACACUGGGGAGAAACCCUAUACAUGCCUGGAGUGUGGGCAGAGCUUCACUACGAGUGGAAGUCUACAUUCACAUCAAAGGAUCCACACUGGGGAAAAACCCUAUACAUGCCUGGACUGUGGGCAGAGCUUCACUACGAGUGGAAGUCUAUGUUCACAUCAAAGGAUUCACACUGGGGAAAAACCCUAUACAUGUCUGGACUGUGGGCAGAGCUUCACUACGAGUGGAAGUCUACGUUCACAUCAAAGGACUCACACUGGGGAGAAGCCCUAUAAAUGCCUGGCAUGUGGAAAGAGCUUCUCUAAUAGUACUGGUCUACGUUCACACCAAAGGAUUCACACUGAAGAGAAACCAUAUACAUGCCUGGAGUGUAGAAAGAGCUUCACUCAGAGUGGAAGUCUACGUUCACAUCAAAGGAUUCACACUGGGGAGAAACCCUAUAAAUGCCUGGAGUGUGGGCAGAGCUUCACUCAGAGUGGAAGUCUACGUUCACAUGAAAGGACUCACAAUGGGGAGAAAUCCUAUAAAUGCCUGGAGUGUGGAAAGAGCUUCAUUCAUAAUUCAGGUCUAUGUUCACAUCAAAGGACUCACACUAAAGAGAAACCCUAUAACUGCCUGGAGUGUGGAAAGAGCUUCAGUGAGAGUAAAAGUCUACGUUCACAUCAAAGGAGUCACACUGUGGAGAAACCCUAUACAUGCGUGGACUGCGGAAAGAGCUUCACUGAGAGUUCAGGUCUACUUUCACACCAAAGGACUCACACUGGGGAAAAAUCCUAUAUUUGCCAUGAGUGAUGACAGAGCUUCACCCAUUGUUCCAAGUUUAUGGUCACAUCAAAGAACCUACACUGGGGAGAAACCCUGUAAAUGCAUAGUGUGUGGAAAAAGCUUGUCUGUGAAUGGAAAUCUACAUAGACAUCAAAGGACUCACACUGGGGAGUGGCAUACAUGUCUGGAGUGUGGAAAGAUCUUCAUUCAUAGUCCAGGUCUGCGGUCACCUCAAAGGACACACACUGGGGAGAAACCCUAUAAAUGCCUGGAGUGUGGAAAGAGCUUUGCUCCGAGUUCAGAUCUACAUUCACAUCAAAGGACUCACACAAAAGAGAAACCAUAUACAUGUCUGGAUUGUGGAGAGAGCUUCAUUGAGUGUAGAAGUCUUAUGUUCACAUCAAAGGAUUUAUACUGGGGGAGAAACCCUAUAACAUGUCCGUCCCCCGCCGUGGGAAUGCUUGGUUCCACAACCCCAGUUUUAAUUGAGCUCCCCUUGCAAGUAACCUGCUCCUCCUGUUAUCUCACCCAAGUUUUUAAUCAUUUUUAAUCAUUUUAUUCUGCACAUGUGGCCCGCCCAUUGUC